AUGACCAUUCUACCCACUAUCGAUGUCGCCAUCACUGUUUCGCCCGGCGUUUUUGAUAUCGACGGAUCUACCAACCUGAACAUCAGCCUCAGCCUCACACUUCGUCACGACAAACCGAUUACCUUGUACAAGCGAUACACGAGUCUUUUCGACGGCAAGAUCCUUCGGGCUUCUGGGUUCACGUUUACCGAUAUCGAUACUGGGCAACAGAUGCCACGCAACAGGAGAGAUAUGUACUAUCUCGAUAGCGAGGGCGAAAUUUCAUGGGCUACUAGACGUGGUUACGUCACGCUGUACCCGGGGGAAAGGCAUGUUCUCGAAACAGGCUUUACAUCCUGGGGUGCUAAAGAACGGGAGAAGAAAUGCUCCAACGCAUCAGUCCUGAGAUGGGUGAGGUUUGCUGGAUUCAAAGACGGAUAG
Alternaria atra is the source of this 420-nucleotide messenger RNA. RefSeq lists its product as uncharacterized. NCBI's taxonomy places the organism in Eukaryota, Fungi, Ascomycota, Dothideomycetes, Pleosporales, Pleosporaceae. The transcript has a single exon. Bases 1 to 420 code for a protein of 139 amino acids. The record is from RefSeq and is a predicted model, not a curated record.